Molecule: messenger RNA, 636 nt
Organism: Brassica napus (rape)
Lineage: Eukaryota; Viridiplantae; Streptophyta; Magnoliopsida; Brassicales; Brassicaceae
Product: protein yippee-like At3g08990
Exons: 5
Coding region: 14-397 (127 amino acids)
Cellular component (GO): ubiquitin ligase complex
Source: RefSeq, a predicted model, not a curated record
GGAUUUGUUGAAGAUGGGAAGACUAUUCGUGAUCGACCUCCAAGGAGAAACUUAUAGCUGUAAACAUUGCCACACACCUUUCGCACUUACCGAUGAUCUCAUCUCCAAGUCAUUUCACUGCAAGCAUGGAAGGGCUUAUCUUUUCGAAAACGUUGUCAAUGUGACUGUUGGAGAGAUGGAGCAUCGCAUCAUGAUGACUGGCUGGCACACUGUUGCUGACAUCUUCUGCGUUUGCUGUGGCUCUCUCGUUGGCUGGAAAUACGAGAUCGCAUACGAAAAGUCUCAGAAAUACAAAGAAGGAAAAUUCAUCAUUGAAAGGUUUAAAGUGCUUGGACCCGAUGGAGGCGGGUACGACAUGAACGAGGACGAGCCCAUGAUUGGAAGUGACGAAGAAUAAAACGGGCUUCCCUUUUCUUUUUACCAGCCCAUAGUUAUUGGAGAUACUUGGCAAGUGAUCAAUGCAAAAACUCCACAAUUUUUUUCGGGUAAGCAACCAAAUAUUUAUAAACUUAAUUGUAAUGAGGAGUACUAAAAUCGUUUUCAGACACUAACUUUAGUAUAUGCAUGCUUCUACUUGCAUGCCUCUUGUAACAAGAAUCUAUAUAAAUGAAUUUCCUAGCGAAAAUAUAGAUUUUA